AUGGUGCCUCCCAAGCCAGAAACCCAAGUGCAAAGGCCAGGGCCAGGACAAGGUUCAAGACUCAAGUCCACUCUGUUCUCAAGCCCUGUGCCGCUCUACACCGCAUCCGUCCUGCUCAGAGCCGUGCUCAUCGUCUAUGGUCUCUGGCAGGACGCAAACUCUCCUCUCAAGUACACCGACAUCGACUACCUCGUCUUCACCGAUGCGACGCGCUUCGUCUCCCAAGGCCGCACCGAGGGCCCCUACGCCAGGGAGACGUACCGCUACACGCCCUUGCUGUCAUGGGCGCUCAUUCCUACGACCUGGACGACAGACGUGAACCCGCACUGGGUCAAUGUGGCCUGGUUCAGCUUUGGCAAGCUGCUGUUCGCCGCCGCUGAUGUCGUCGCGGGCGCUUUGAUUGUCAGCAUCCUGACCAUGAGGGGACGAGGCAUGCUGGCCAUGGAUGAGUCCACGGCGAGGGGUUUUGCUGCAAUCUGGCUGCUAAACCCCAUGGUCGCCACCAUCAGCACGCGCGGCAGCUCCGAGGGCCUGCUGGCCGUCAUGGUCCUGGCCCUCCUGUGGGCAGUCCUGUCGAGAAGGGUGACACUUGCAGGUGUGCUCCUGGGUCUGGGCGUGCACUUCAAGAUCUAUCCGUUCAUCUACGCCCCGGCUAUAGUGUGGUGGAUGGACCAGGACCAUAUCUCAGGUGAGCCGGCCAACCAGUCUUGGGUGGUUGGUGCUGUGGCGACCUUCCUCACCGGGCCGCGGCUCAAGCUCGCACUUGUAAGCCUGAGUGUAUUCAUGGCUCUGAACCUGACCAUGUAUGCCUCCUACGGGCACCCGUUCCUUGUGCACACCUACCUCCAUCACGUCACGCGCAUCGACCACCGGCACAAUUUCAGCCCGUACAACAUCCUUCUCUACUUGGCCUCCGCUUCCCCGGAUGACAUCUCCCGAGGCAUACGUGUCGAGUCCGUGGCCUUCUUUCCGCAGCUCCUGCUGUCGUGCGUCCUGAUCCCUUUGAUCAUGGCCAAAAAAGAUCUGCCCACCACCAUGCUAGCGCAGACCUGGGCUUUUGUGGCGUUUAACAAAUACUUUCUCUGGUAUCUUAUCUUCCUCCCACUCUACCUUCCACGCUCCUCCUUCCUGCGCAGUGCUAAACUGGGCAGCGCAGCCUUGCUACUCUGGGUCUUGACGCAAGCAGUGUGGCUACAGCAGGGCUAUGGGCUAGAAUUCCUGGGGGUCAGUACCUUCGUGCCCGGCCUGUGGGUAUCAAGUCUGGGGUUCUUUUUGGCGAAUUGUUGGAUCCUGGGGAUCAUUGUGGGCGAUGUCGCGUAG
This is a messenger RNA of Diaporthe amygdali, 1320 nucleotides long. RefSeq lists its product as uncharacterized. Lineage: Eukaryota; Fungi; Ascomycota; Sordariomycetes; Diaporthales; Diaporthaceae. Gene Ontology annotation, biological process: GPI anchor biosynthetic process. Gene Ontology annotation, cellular component: membrane; glycosylphosphatidylinositol-mannosyltransferase I complex. The coding region runs from base 1 to 1320 and encodes 439 amino acids. The transcript has 2 exons. Gene Ontology annotation, molecular function: alpha-1,4-mannosyltransferase activity; GPI mannosyltransferase activity. The record is from RefSeq and is a predicted model, not a curated record.